AUGGCAACACCAUGGAUCUCGACGUGUUUUUGCUUUCUGCUGCUCGGUUUGACCUCUGCAAUACCUGGAUGCACCUAUCUAGAUGUAAAUACACGUAUAUUCAAUUGCACUGCAGGUAACAUGACGUCAUUUCCGACACCUGAAAAUAUUCCAUAUGGCGUUAAAGAUAUAGAUUUAUCUGGUAACCAAUUGAUACACGUCCCUUAUAUCAAUAUUUCAUCACCAAAAACACUGCAACGACUCGAUUUGUCCCAUAACCAUAUCUCGUCAGUCAGCCAGAACGCUUUUAUAGAUCUGACGGAACUCGACACGCUUGACCUGUCCUUCAACCUUCUUCGCGGAUCUGCCCUCAUCGUGAAGCGUUACCGUCUCGUCAUGAGCGAGUUCCACAGUCUACGAGUGCUAAUCCUUAAAGGAAAUCCGCUUGGAAUGAUAAAGCGUCUCACAUUCAGGGCAUUCGGCUAUGACCGGCUUGAGGAACUGGAUUUGUCCUUCUGUGCAAUAACUACUCUGGAGCAUCUCGCGCUCGAGAACCUGUUACGUCUUCGUAUUCUGAAUCUUAGUCACAACAAUUUGGUCACCUUCGACACUGCCGCAUUUGCGGGAGUCACGCACCUGAGAAGCCUCGAUUUGAGUUACAACAAGCUUAAAGAGAUCGAUGAUAUGCAUUUAACACUGACAUCAACACUGCAUUUCAUCAACCUCGAUAACAACCAGAUCAGCUCCAUCAGGGACAACGCGUUUUCCGGUGUGACUGGUCUAGAACGUCUUGGUCUUCGAAACAACCGCCUGCACCAUAUCACACCACUGUCUCUGCCUACGGACAUGCGCAAAGCGCCCGAGCUUGACAACAACCCAUGGGCCUGUGACUGUCAAAUGAAAUGGAUCACCUCUCCGGAUUCCUACCUCCGGUCACUUAACGCGUCCAUCAUUUGUACGUAUCCGUCAAGACACAGAGGAAUGGAGAUCUUUGAAAUAGAUGGCGCUGACCUGGCUUGUCCGAUGUCAUUGUUAAGUGUUUUGACGACUUUGCUGAUUACGCUGGGAGUAAUUAUAGUUUUCGGAGCUGCCUUCCUAUUGCUAUACCACAAGCGUGCAUAUAUUACUACACUGUGUCGAGGAUCCGAGAUCAAAGGUCAAUACGUGGCUGUGUACUCACACGAUAGAUAUGAUGAAGCUGUUACCUUAGAAAUGCCCGCAACGUUUAACAAAUCAGAUCUUGAGAAACAGGCUGAAUCCGAAAUGUAUGCUUAA
Messenger RNA from Ylistrum balloti, 1254 nucleotides. Its product is annotated as slit homolog 1 protein-like. The record is from RefSeq and is a predicted model, not a curated record. Gene Ontology annotation, cellular component: plasma membrane. Bases 1 to 1254 code for a protein of 417 amino acids. NCBI's taxonomy places the organism in Eukaryota, Metazoa, Mollusca, Bivalvia, Pectinida, Pectinidae. Gene Ontology annotation, molecular function: protein binding. The transcript has 2 exons.